AUGAACCAAGAAAACAAUAUCACUCCUGAAGGCUCAGCUUCCAAGAUCUUCCAAUCCUUCGCAUCCUCUACUACUGUGGGGUAUACCAUGCCGACUCCUUUCGUGCAGACCGUAAAUACGGCGGCAUCCUGGUUCCGACCCUCGUCGAUCAACGCAGUUACGUGGAUAAAAGCCUUCCACAAAUCUACGGAAGACCACGAUCGCGAGGCCUUGACCAUCGAAGGCGGACAAUAUGUGCGUCUCAACUCGGUCGCCACCGACGAACACAGCAUUGAACCUCUGAUUCACUAUCACAUUCACAACUUUUACCAGGAAGAAGAUAGCGAUCCUGCACCUGCGCUUCCUGAAGCACUCAGCCAUGACAACUUGAGUGAUACCACUCAAGAGAAGGCCCAUGCUGUGGCACCUGAAGAAUCUGAUUCUGACGGUGGUUCAGAAGCCGGCACGGACAAUGACAUGGAAACCGACGACGAAUAUGAACGAUAUUGCUUUGACUACCGAAACAUUUUAAAAACUGAACAUAAUGACCCAUUAACGCUUAAUCGCUUGUGA
Messenger RNA from Radiomyces spectabilis, 552 nucleotides. RefSeq lists its product as uncharacterized. Bases 1 to 552 code for a protein of 183 amino acids. The transcript is spliced from 4 exons. The record is from RefSeq and is a predicted model, not a curated record. Lineage: Eukaryota; Fungi; Mucoromycota; Mucoromycetes; Mucorales; Radiomycetaceae.